Mustela lutreola (European mink) is the source of this 1449-nucleotide messenger RNA. It is a transcript of the gene TIGAR, whose product is annotated as TP53 induced glycolysis regulatory phosphatase. The transcript is spliced from 6 exons. Gene Ontology annotation, molecular function: fructose-2,6-bisphosphate 2-phosphatase activity. The record is from RefSeq and is a predicted model, not a curated record. Gene Ontology annotation, cellular component: cytosol. The coding region runs from base 147 to 959 and encodes 270 amino acids. Lineage: Eukaryota; Metazoa; Chordata; Mammalia; Carnivora; Mustelidae. Gene Ontology annotation, biological process: fructose 2,6-bisphosphate metabolic process; negative regulation of programmed cell death; positive regulation of DNA repair.
GGCGGCGGAGCCGGCCGGCCGGCGGGGCUUGGCGGAAGUGGUGUGGGCGAGGUGUCCCGCAGUGCGGAGAAGCGGCGCGCGGGAGGGUGCUGGGCCCGCGAGCCGAGCUGUGGCCACUACUUUCCGUCCCUCCGGGCGCCAGGAAGAUGACGCGCUUCGCUCUGACCGUGGUCCGGCAUGGUGAAACAAGAUUAAACAAGGAGAAAAUAAUUCAAGGACAAGGAGUAGAUGAGCCUCUUUCAGAAACUGGAUUUAAACAAGCAGCUGCUGCUGGUAUAUUUCUUAAUAAUGUGAAGUUUACUCAUGUUUUCUCCAGUGACCUCAUGAGGACGAAGCAGACUGUGCAUGGGAUUUUGGAGAAGAGCAACGUUUGCAAAGAUUUGACAGUAAAGUAUGAUUCAAGACUUCGAGAAAGAAAAUACGGGGUUGCAGAAGGCAGGGCCCUAAGUGAGCUAAGGGCCAUGGCCAAAGCAGCCGGGGAAGAAUGCCCUAUGUUCACACCACCUGGAGGAGAGACCUUAGACCAGGUAAAAAUGCGUGGAAAAGACUUUUUCAAUAUUCUUUGUCAACUGAUCCUGCAAGAAGCAGGUCAGAAUGAACAGUUUUCCCAAGGAGCUCCAAGCAACUGUCUGGAAACUUCUCUGGCAGAGAUAUUUCCUUUAGGAAAAACCUGUGCCUCUGAAUCUAAUUCAGACAGUGACGCACCAGGAUUAGUCGCCAGUGUCUUAGUUGUGAGUCAUGGCGCUUACAUGAAAAGCCUGUUUAAUUAUUUUCUGACUGACCUUAAGUGUUCCUUACCCUCUACUCUGAACAAAUCCGAACUUAUGUCAGUCAGUCCCAACACAGGGAUUAGUCUCUUUAUUGUAAACUUUGAGAAAGGAAGAGAAGUGAAUCCAACAAUCCAGUGUGUUUGUAUGUACCUACAGGAUCAUCUGAAUGGAGGGACUGAAACUCACUAAAAUUUAAAUCUACAUCAAAAUCUAGCAAUUUUGAACUUUUGAGGGAGUGCCUUUGGCUUUUUUUGUUUCCAUCCUCUGCUAGUGCUGAUUUGGAAACAGUUAAAAAGCUAUUACAGAAGGUUAUAAAGCUUGAAUGGAAUCAUGGCCACAGAGAACACUAAUGGAAACCAUUUAGGACUGACUUAUUUUGUCUUGAGUACACUUGGCAUUUUCCAAAGUAAUUUUACCACCCUGGUCAGUUACAUAUCUGGAUUGUAAAUGAAGCAAGGAAUUCAGUAUUGCAAAUUGAGGGAUACAUGAUCUUGUAACUAUUUUUUUGCUUUUACUUUAUGUUGUUAUUUUCUUUUAUAUCUGAAAAAUCUAGCCUGUUCUAUUGGCUCUUGGUAAGAUACUGUAUGCUUUUUACUAUAUCACCCAGUGCUUAAAAGAAGGAACUAUUUAUAAUUCCCAUUGCAUAUUUAUAAUAAGAACAUACUGUAUUUUAAAUGUC